Suillus clintonianus is the source of this 3825-nucleotide messenger RNA. RefSeq lists its product as uncharacterized. Gene Ontology annotation, cellular component: endoplasmic reticulum membrane. Gene Ontology annotation, biological process: intracellular calcium ion homeostasis. Lineage: Eukaryota; Fungi; Basidiomycota; Agaricomycetes; Boletales; Suillaceae. The transcript has 18 exons. The record is from RefSeq and is a predicted model, not a curated record. The coding region runs from base 109 to 3750 and encodes 1213 amino acids. Gene Ontology annotation, molecular function: P-type ion transporter activity; ATP binding; ATP hydrolysis activity.
CUAGAACCAAAAUUCGCCACGACCAAGUACACGACCAGUCACAACAAUCUAAACAGAAGACUCGCAAUAUCUUGGGUACCCGGCUUGAAUAGCCUGUGUCGCCCGAAUAUGGCCUCUGUCACCGUGCAGUCUAAUGAGAUUGCUAAAGCCAGCUUACAUGUCGCCCUUCCAUGGUACACGCACUUGUACACCAUUCCAUUCCUCUCGCUCUAUCCGCUUCUUGCGUAUGCGUAUUACAUCAAGUACGACGACUGGUUGAAAAGCGAGGAGUGGACUUUCCUAGCUUGUGUAUCGUUGGGCGCAGGUCAUGCUUUAAGUUUCCUGGUCACUCGAUGGAGUGCUGGCGCAAAAGCUUGGAUAACAACACGAAAGGCGCGGUCUAUUGAGGAUGCAGACUGUAUACGCUUGGUUCCUCAUGUCCAUCGUGGUCAAGGCGAAAUUGUUCCGCUGCUCAAGGCUGUACCAUCAGAGCCGAUGUCCUACUCGUUCAAUUACCAGCGAGACACUUACAUUGUCGCCGGCAAGAAUCCUGUCGUGUUUACUCGUCUCCCAUACCCAUCCACCCAAUGUCCAUCAUUAUCUACCUUUUUACAUCCCACUGGCCUUAAUCUGGAUGCAAUUCCGCCCUUGAAGUCAUUGUAUGGGAAAAACGAAUUCAACAUUCCGAUCCCCUCUUUUUCCGAACUUUUCGGCGAACAUGCGACGGCUCCUUUCUUCGUUUUCCAAAUAUUCUGUGUUGCGCUCUGGUGCUUGGAUGAGUAUUGGUAUUACAGCAUAUUCACGCUAUUCAUGCUUGUCAUGUUCGAGUGCACCGUGGUCUGGCAGCGCUUGAAAACUCUCACAGAAUUCCGUACAAUGGCUGUCGCACCGUAUCCUAUUCAGUGCUACCGGGAUUCAAAGUGGGUUACCGUUCAGUCUGACGAGCUUCUCCCCGGAGACCUUGUUUCGGUUGCACGACAGCAGUUUGAAACGGUAGUUCCUGCCGACGUCCUUCUUGUGCAAGGCACAUGUAUCGUCAACGAAGCCAUGCUGUCGGGAGAAUCUACCCCGCUACUCAAGGAAUCCAUCCAGCUUCUCGACAGCAAGGACAAACUUGACGUUGACGGCACGCACAAGAACGCGGUCCUGUUCAGUGGAACCAAGGUGCUCCAAGCAAGCCCGACGGGCCAGGGUCAAGUUACUGCAGCGACUCCGGAUGGUGGAUGUCUGGGACUUGUUUUGAGAACCGGUUUCGGCACGGCCCAGGGACAACUUGUGAGGACGAUGAUAUUCUCAACGGAACGCGUUUCCGCGAAUAAUCUCGAAUCAUUCCUGUUUAUUGGAUUCUUGCUCAUCUUCGCGAUCGCCGCUAGUUGGUAUGUUUGGGUGAAGGGCAUCGAGCGCGAUUUAAAAAAGUCUAAACUUUUGCUUGACUGCGUGCUUAUCAUUACGAGCGUCGUUCCCCCGGAAUUACCUAUGGAGCUUUCUUUGGCCGUAAACGCAUCCUUGGUGGCUUUAUCAAAAUUCGCCAUAUUCUGCACCGAGCCAUUCCGUAUCCCGUCCGCUGGCCGCGUCGAUAUUUGUUGCUUCGACAAAACGGGAACCAUUACGGCGGAGAACCUAGUGUUAGAGGGUGUUGCAGGCAUUGACGAAUCAGACAAACUGAAGCUUGUGGACGUCAAGGACACUUCCAAGUAUACCACCCUUUGCUUGGCUGCAGCACAUGCACUCGUUCGUCUCGAUGAUGGGACGAUUGUCGGAGAUCCGAUGGAGAAGACGACGUUGGAAGCCCUUGACUGGCAGCUCUUGAAUGGUGACCAAGUAGCGCCAUCUUCAAUCAAAUCUCCGAAUGCGUCGAGGGUUUUUAUUCGGCGCCGUUUCCAAUUUUCGUCGGCUCUCAAGCGCAUGUCCACCGUGUCGAGCUUGCCCAGUGGCAAGGUCCUCGUCGCUGUUAAAGGUGCACCUGAAACAAUCAAAGGCAUGCUCGCGGAAGUCCCCGAAUGGUAUGAUGUGACGUACAAGUGGUAUACUAGGCGUGGCAGUCGCGUUUUGGCUUUGGGAACAAAGGAGAUGGAUACCAUGUCGAUCGACAAGAUCAAUAAAUUAUCCCGCGAGGGUGUUGAGAGCAGCCUUAUGUUUGCUGGAUUUUUGGUCUUCCAUUGCCCUCUCAAGCCAGAUGCUAUUGAAACCCUCAAGAUGCUUGCCGAUUCGUCGCACAGGUGCAUUAUGAUUACUGGCGACAACCCAUUGACGGCCGUUCAUGUCGCAAGGGAUGUCGAGAUCGUCGAUCGCGACGCCUUGAUUCUGGACUUGCGCGAGAACCCGGCGCAUGAAUCAGAUCUGGUCUGGCGCACCGUGGAUGAAACCAAGAUCAUCCCGGUAGAUCCUUCUCAGCCUUUGGACCAGCGCCUCUUUGACGAGUACGAUAUCUGUGUUACCGGUGCCGCCAUGAAGCAGUUCGAAUCUCGUCCAUCGUGGAAUGACUUGGUGCAAAAUACCUGGGUUUACGCUCGUGUCUCGCCUACGCAGAAGGAAUUCAUCCUCACCAGUCUCAAAACGCUUGGCUAUACUACACUCAUGGCUGGAGACGGCACAAAUGACGUCGGUGCACUCAAGCAGGCUCAUAUCGGCGUCGCUCUUCUAGAUGGGACACCCGAGGACCUCCAGAAAAUAGCGGAAUAUCAGAAAGCCGAGCGGAUCAAGAAAGUCUACGAGAGCCAGCUGAAGAUGUCGGCGAGGUUCGGACAGGUGCCGCCGCCUGUGCCUCCUGCUAUUGCGCACCUCUACCCGGAUGUUGUUGAGGCGCAGAAAAAAGCUGCGGAGAAUUUACAAGCCGCGCGUAAAAAGAAUCCGAUGGAGAAGUUUGACCUCGCUUCGAUCACUGAUGCUAUGGCCAACAUGGAAGGUGAUGAGGAUGUUCCUCAGAUUAAACUUGGAGACGCUUCAUGCGCCGCACCAUUCACAUCGAAGCUGUCCCAUGUCGCUGCCAUUACCCACAUUAUCAGGCAAGGUCGCUGCACUUUGGUUGCUACCAUUCAGAUGUACAAGAUUUUGGCGCUGAACUGCCUUAUCACCGCAUACAGCUUGUCUGUCCAAUAUCUCGACGGCAUCAAGUUUGGUGAUUAUCAGGUAACAGUUAGCGGAAUGUUGAUGUCCGUCUGUUUCCUCUGCAUAUCCCGGGCCAAGCCGGUUGAAAAACUUUCCCGGGAGAGGCCGCUAGGCAACAUCUUUAACCUCUACGUUCUACUAUCCGUGCUGCUCCAGUUUGCCCUGCACAUCAUAUCGCUCGUUUACAUUACGAACUUGUCGCAUUUCCAUGAGCCAGCUGGUGUAAUUGACCUCGAGGCGAAGUUCGAGCCCAGUCUCUUGAACACCGCUAUCUACCUUCUGGGCCUCUCUCAACAGGUUUCGACAUUCACUAUCAACUUCCAGGGCCGCCCGUUCCGUGAGGGAAUCCGCGAGAACUCGAGCUUAUACUGGGGACUUGUUGGUGCUAGUGCUGUUGCGUUCUCUGGAGCUACGGACUUUAUGCCCGAGAUGAACAGAUGGCUACAGAUCGUUGAGAUGGAGGGACCGUUCAAAGUGAAGUUAACCAGCGUCAUGAUCGCCGACUUUGUUGGUUGUUGGAUUAUCGAGAAGCUCUGCAAACGCCUCUUCGCAGAUCUCGAACCCAAACCGUUAGUCACUCGGGGUAGGGAACGGAGGGAGGCGAGACGAAGGGAAGAGGCUAGAUUAGUAGAAGAGGCAGCUGCAGAGAAGAAAUCUCAGUAAAUACGCUGCAUACAUGUAGCUAGAUGCCCCACGCAAAGCUUUCGAGAUCAUAAUAAUAUUGUAGACUUCUCCAAG